GUCCGCACGCUGAUUGCGCUUCUUCUUCGGCAAGAGUCGUGUGUAAGAGGGAAAUGCAACUUUCAAGUUCCGGGCAAUAGUAAAUCUGCCUUCCACUCUCUCGUUCGCACACAACGCCGACGCCCGACCAUCUUCGAAUCGACAGGACAAGGUCUGACGCAUUUUAACACAGUCACCUGCAAGCCGCAUCCGGGGGGUGAGGGUAUGGAAUACCACUGUGGCACCAGAUUCGCUGAUUUCGUGCAUGAAGUCAGAUGGUUGAAGCGAAAUGUCGACUGCGUGGAGCCGAUAGGCGCACAGAUUAUUUUGGACGACCUCCACAACUCUACCGCCCUGGAAUUACACAGCUGGAAACAGUAG
Mesocestoides corti is the source of this 360-nucleotide messenger RNA. Lineage: Eukaryota; Metazoa; Platyhelminthes; Cestoda; Cyclophyllidea; Mesocestoididae. The record is from the annotation of a GenBank genome assembly.